This is a messenger RNA of Lipotes vexillifer (Yangtze River dolphin), 1075 nucleotides long. It is a transcript of the gene SAR1A, whose product is annotated as secretion associated Ras related GTPase 1A. Gene Ontology annotation, molecular function: GTP binding; GTPase activity. NCBI's taxonomy places the organism in Eukaryota, Metazoa, Chordata, Mammalia, Artiodactyla, Lipotidae. Gene Ontology annotation, biological process: intracellular protein transport. The coding region runs from base 122 to 718 and encodes 198 amino acids. The record is from RefSeq and is a predicted model, not a curated record. The transcript is spliced from 7 exons.
AUAUCCGGCGAGUAGGUGGCGGUCCAGGGUGUUUCUGGGCUCUGGGCUCUGUGCUCUGAGGGAGGGUUCAAGCCGCCUGCCGUCGCCGGAGGAGCCCCUUAGGCCGUAGUAAGCAUUAAUAAUGUCUUUCAUCUUUGAGUGGCUCUACAAUGGCUUCAGCAGUGUGCUCCAGUUCCUAGGACUCUACAAGAAAUCUGGAAAACUUGUAUUCUUGGGUUUGGAUAAUGCAGGCAAAACCACUCUUUUACACAUGCUCAAAGAUGACAGAUUGGGCCAACAUGUUCCAACAUUACAUCCGACAUCAGAAGAGCUGACAAUUGCUGGAAUGACUUUUACAACUUUUGAUCUUGGUGGGCAUGAGCAAGCCCGUCGAGUUUGGAAAAAUUAUCUCCCCGCAAUUAAUGGGAUUGUCUUUCUGGUGGACUGUGCAGAUCAUCCUCGACUCAUGGAAUCCAAAGUUGAGCUUAAUGCUUUAAUGACUGAUGAAACAAUAUCCAACGUGCCAAUCCUUAUCUUGGGUAACAAAAUUGACAGAACAGAUGCAAUCAGUGAAGAAAAACUCCGUGAGAUAUUUGGGCUUUAUGGACAGACCACAGGAAAGGGGAAUGUGACCCUGAAGGAGCUGAAUGCCCGCCCUAUGGAAGUGUUCAUGUGCAGUGUGCUCAAGAGGCAAGGCUAUGGCGAGGGCUUCCGUUGGCUCGCCCAGUAUAUUGACUGAUGUUUGGACAGUGAAAAUAAAAGAGUUUUACUUCUCUGGACUGAUCCUAUUCACAGCUUCCUCAUGAACUUUUCUAAUAGAACAAGGAAAGCUCUCCGACCAUGUCUGGCGUUGAGAAGCCAAGAGUCUCUGUCAGCUCUCUCAUCGCCCAGUGGUGACAUGUGCUCUUCUCCACACUGUUGGGAGGUAACGCUGCCCCACGUGCUGGUGCAGGUCAGCACCCCGGGACUUGGAAGUGGCAGGAUUUGCCGGGUAGAGCUGUGUGCCAUCAUGGAGCACCUGGAAAGAAAAACACGUCUCACCACUGUGGUUGAUUUCAAAAGAAAGCGAUUCUAUUUUUUAAAGAAAGUGUUAUUA